UUUCAAAGCACAAAGGUCCGCCAGUCUUUACUCAGGAAGAAAGAUACAAGAUGGUGCGAGCCAUAAAGUGGGUGGACGAAGUGGUGGAAGGAGCCCCAUACGUCACAACCCUCGGGACCCUCGACAAGUACAGCUGUAACUUCUGUGUGCAUGGAGAUGAUAUAACUCUUACUGUGGAUGGGAAGGACACCUACGAAGAGGUGAAGAAGUCAGGGCGCUAUAGAGAGUGUAAAAGGACGCAAGGAGUUUCCACUACAGACCUUGUUGGCAGGAUGCUUUUGAUGACCAAAGCACACCAUAGCAAUAUUGACAGCUCAGACUACCAGAAGCACACAGACAACUUUGGAAAGAAGGGCCACAGCCCAUGGACAGGAGUGUCUCAGUUCCUGCAGACUUCUCAGAAGAUAAUUCAGUUUGCCUCAGGCCAGGAGCCUCAACCCGGAGACACAAUCAUCUACGUCGCAGGAGCCUUUGACCUCUUUCACAUCGGCCAUGUUGAUUUCCUGGAAGUGGUCCAUAAGCUUGCUGAAAAGCCAUACAUCAUAGUGGGGUUACACUUUGAUCAGGAGGUAAAUCGUUAUAAAGGGAAAAAUUACCCCAUCAUGAAUGUCCAUGAGAGAACGCUCAGCGUACUGGCUUGCAGAUAUGUAUCAGAGGUGGUGAUUGGCGCCCCUUUUGCUGUCACAAAAGACCUGCUGGAUCAUUUUAAGGUGGAUCUUGUUUGCCACGGUAAGACAGAAAUCUACCCCGAUAAGGAUGGCUCUGACCCUUACGCUGAGCCAAGAAGAAGAGGCAUCCUGCGAACUGUGGACAGUGGAAACACUCUUACUACAGAUGCCAUCAUGCAAAGGAUAAUCAAAAACAGGCUACUAUUUGAAGCAAGGAACAAAAAGAAAGAAGCCAAAGAGAUCGCUGUGAUCCAGGCCAUGAAGCGACAAGAGGAGAAGACUGAAGGACGACCCCAAGCUCUGAUGUAGACAUGCGUCUCCAUCUGUGGUUCCGCCCCAACGUUAACAAGCUAGAUCGAUAUACACUUCUCUAUAGCAAACUUGUCAUAAGUGUUAUGGCACCACUAGAUUAUAUCAGCAGUAUUUACAGUAAAAGGAUAUUAAACCUGCUGUGGGACCAUUAGGUUUUAAUAAUCCAGAGCAAGAAACAUGUAAUGCAUCCAUACAUUUAAAAUUCUAAUAUAUGCCUUUUAAUAUUCUAACAUUUUAUAUUUUUUUGCCUUUUAACAGUGGAAAAAAAUGUAAAAGUUUAUUUUAGUUUUAAGAAUUAAGAGUGCAGGUUGGAGAUGUGGGUCAAAGAUUUAUUUAUCUAACAAGAAAGUAAAUGGAUUGGUCACCUCAACUGAGCUGUUGCUGCUUUUUGCACAGCAAUAGUCCUACGGUAACCCUAACUGUUGAAGGUGUGUAUAUAUUGUGUCAAAGUGUGUGAGAGUUUUACAAUCUUGGCAGAAAAUGAGGGACACAUGCCCCGGUGUUUCUGUGCAGCUAAUACGCUUAAACUUUUGGGACCUAAUGUGCUCCACUCUGCACUGACUGCUCAGAAAUCAUCUGAACUGUUCUGUUUGUCUUUUUUUUAAUCACAAUGAAAUGUUAAGACCUGAAGGUCUUGCCUUUUGAGUGCAAGUUUUUAAACCUUAACUACUACAUUUAUGAAAUGAUAAAACUGCCUGCUUUAACUUUGGUUUUCAUUGCAUGAGUGGAGAUUAAUGUUAGUGUUACCAUGGUGAUGAAUUAGAUUUCCUACUUCUCCUAAAUCCUAAGGAUUCUAACAUCGAUGGAUAUUAAAUGAGAUCAAAUAAUAUAUAUUUUUUUGUAGUAGCCUCAUAUAUGUACUCAAUUCCAUUAGCUGCUGUACUGUAAAGAUAGUAAUGUAAUGUUUUAAAAGCAUAAUACAUCGUAUGUCAAGAUGAGAUGAAGUUAGUGUAGCCUAUGACCUGUAUGUUAUUGAUUCCUUCCCAAGGAAAUACUUUAUAAAGAAGUCGA
Messenger RNA from Cyprinodon variegatus (sheepshead minnow), 1991 nucleotides. RefSeq names its product ethanolamine-phosphate cytidylyltransferase-like. The coding region runs from base 51 to 977 and encodes 308 amino acids. The transcript has 11 exons. The record is from RefSeq and is a predicted model, not a curated record. NCBI's taxonomy places the organism in Eukaryota, Metazoa, Chordata, Actinopteri, Cyprinodontiformes, Cyprinodontidae. Gene Ontology annotation, molecular function: ethanolamine-phosphate cytidylyltransferase activity. Gene Ontology annotation, biological process: phosphatidylethanolamine biosynthetic process. Gene Ontology annotation, cellular component: cytoplasm.